Messenger RNA from Folsomia candida, 3517 nucleotides. Its product is annotated as endonuclease/exonuclease/phosphatase family domain-containing protein 1. Gene Ontology annotation, cellular component: plasma membrane. The record is from RefSeq and is a predicted model, not a curated record. NCBI's taxonomy places the organism in Eukaryota, Metazoa, Arthropoda, Collembola, Entomobryomorpha, Isotomidae. The transcript has 14 exons. Bases 1152 to 3062 code for a protein of 636 amino acids.
UGUUCAGUUGAAAUUCUCCUGCACAGCCACCAGCACCAGAAGGAAUUUCGCUGUACGUUGCAGCGUCAAUUAUUAUCUUACCUUCGCCUCAUAUGCCAUGGAGGAGCAAGUCAGUGAGUCUUGGCUAAAGUGUUGCAUGUAUUUGUUCCAAUAUUAUUUGUCGAGUUAAUUCCUUGAUAACACUAUCAGUCUCCAUCCACUUGUUCACUAUCACCAGUACCAGCAGGCAAUUUUUAUAAAAAGGGGAGGGAGGACGUUAUCGCACUUGAGCAGCAAAUGUCCAAGCCCUAAAUAUGUACACCACCACUCAGCGUUAUUAAUGACGACAGUAUUGUUUUGGACACCAACGCAACAGGCAGUAAAAAAGCGAUAAAAUGAAGUAUGAGCCACGUUGGCUUUAAAUUUGAAAACAUUUCGUGUUUAUUUGUCUUAUCUGAAUAGUUUUGACUAGUUUUGAGUUAUGCAUUUGGUGAAUUAGUGAACUUUAAACCCUUCCACUCAUUGACUUGAUCACUGCAUUUUCCGGAAAGUCAUUUGACACGAGUGAUAUCUUGGACCGUAUGCGUAAUAAUGAAUGCUGAAGUGUAUGUACUCUGACUUACAUGCAACGAACGUCCAAGAAUUGUUUGCUUUAAGGAAAACUAUUUAAUUGGAAAAUAUCUAACGAUUGUGCUCAGCUUCUUUUGUGCAUAGUUAACAAAACCAUUGGAUUUAGUUCUUCAUUUUUUAAUAACUUGCAUUUCGUGACACAUUCGUUAAAACUCUCAAUUUGCAUUCGCAUCAGGUAGAGUAAAACCUUUGUGCAAGUGCAAGUGUACCUGACCAUGAACAUGAUAAGCUAAACAAACGAUACGGUGAAUCGGAUCACAUCACGCGGUCUUCGUAAGAGUGCUGUCACACAGAUUAGACUUACACAUGUCGAUAUGUUGUCAUUUAAAUGGGUUCAGUAACGUUGGAUUAUAUGGCAGAAGAUCUAUCUUGAAACCAUCGUGAGACUUAUAUUUAAAUCGCUGGUAAAUUUGGCGUUCCUUAAAAAUCAACAGUCCAAACUGUCGGGACACGUGCGUGGCGGUUGUCUGCCCACGACUCGUCUAUUUUGGAAGAAGUACGGCCGUGGUCGACGGUCGUCUUCGACCACCCCCACCGCCACGAUGGGUCAGGGGUCCAGUUCCUCUUCCCUCCCAAAGUUCACCGUCGCCAGGAGAAGCUCGUCCAUUGUUCCCCAAAAUAAUCCCUCCUUCGUCGACUCCAACCCAGAUCCUGAUCAUUCAAAUAAUAACGAGUCCAUCACGAAUAUGCCGAAUGGAAUAAAAGACAACUCGCAGCCCUUAAGCAGCUUGAAGAGUAAAUCAUACGCGAAUUAUCAAAGAUCCACUGCCUCCCUUAGUAAAAUCUUUACCAAGAAAAAAUGGAAGAAAAGACGAGGCUCGAUCAGCGCAUCGUUCAACAUGCACAACAGUGACAUUAGGGUGGAGCUUAUAAAUGUGAACACCACAACGGAAGAGGAGUUAAUGACUCUGCAUGGUGUCAAUCGACAGUUGGCACAGAACAUAAUAAAUCAUCGUGAACUCAUUGGUGGUUUCCGGAAGAUCGAAGAUUUAGCGUUAGUCUCGGGCAUGGGAGCUAGCAAACUGAAUCAAAUCCGUCCUGAAAUCUGCAUUUCUAGAAGGCGGCCAGGACUGAGCCUGGCGUCUUCCAAAGCUCCGUCGAUGGAAAGCUUACCCAACAGCGUCAUGAUCGAACUAAACAGACCAGCCUCAAAUCUGUCGAGAACCAUGAAACUGAUAAAUGUUAACCAGGCCACCAUUUUUGACCUAAUGACAGUUGAUGUUAUUAACCAAGCCAUCGCAGCACGAAUCAUUGAAUACCGGGAUAGGAAAGGCCCCUUCAGAUGUGUGGACGAUUUGCGUCGUGUUGGUAUAAACAGAAGACUUUUGGCAGCAAUUAAGAUUCAUUUAACCAUUGAGGAAAUUGAGUCAGAUAAAAGCUCAACAGUUUCAAGUACGCCCACCCGACCCCCUCGACACAUCCCCAAAGGAGGAGUUUCCACUGUGACAUCAAACACAAUUCAACCCAUCAGUGCCUCAGUUCAAUUGGAGGACGAGCUCAAAGGUGUAUAUGACCUGCUGUCCUUAAAGACUAAGCGACCUGACCCCCCAAAAUUGUUCAAUUAUUAUUACAAAAGUUGCCCAGCGUACCGAGUUGCAUCUUGGAAUAUGGAGACCAUGACACUGGACAAGAUAAGUAAUCCCGGAGUUAUGGAGGUAGUUACGCGGACCAUCUUGGAAAAUAGGUUUUCCGUCUUGGCAGUUCAAGAGAUAUGUGACAAAGGAGUUCUAGACAAGAUUUGCCAAGAACUAAACGAACCAACUCUACGGUUAAACUCUGAAUGGACCGGAUAUCGAGGCAAUUGGAGAUUCGUACUUCAUCCGUCUCCUAUGCACAUAAAUAAUAACGAUUACUCUUUGGGUGUAUUAUACGAUUCAUUGCGGAUUGACAGCGUUGAACUGCCGAGAAAUGAAUUUGAACCGAUACAAAACGGGAGUUUAUGGCAGUACGCCCUCUUUCAGAUUCAUUCUUACUCUAAAACUUGGGUUCUUGUAAACGUUCUGUCCAUCCCACUUGCAUCUACUUGGAAGUCAUUUGGAAGUAACUCUUCAGGACACUCUGUCUUUGACCAGAAGGAGAUUACGGAGAGUGUGAAAUCUUUGGUCACAGAGACUGAAGGAGCUAUGAUUUUAGGAUAUUUUAGUGCUAAACAAGCUCAAAAAGGACUCUGUGAUAUAACAGACUUGGAAAUGAUCUUACCUGCUGCGGACAAUUCAGACACUUCAAACGAACUUCCUUGUACCUUGUGGACAACAACAGGUCUCAAGCAGUACUUGACGGACGACCAUGGACUUGUUGAAGAUGGAUUAUCACACUUGGCUAUCCCAAAUGGCUGGAGUUUGGGAGGAAAAAUUAGCAAAUUUGGUCCACUUUGGUGCACAAUUUGUGGAUCGUUGGACCCUAAAAUUGUAAAUGAUGAAGAGGAAGAAGAUGAAAAAGAACUAUCAAGAUGAGACUUGUCUAUAAAAUACCUCACCACCUUAACUUGCCGUCGUCAGACAGACGCAUUAUAAUUAUGUACCUUUACCCAAAUCAAUUUACAGUUUGCCACUUUUUUUAGUAUUGCAGUUUGCACAGUUAUUAAUUAAUUUUAUCGCCAAAAUUUGUUUCCUACAAAUAAAUCCCUUAUGAUGUCUAAUCAAUCGCCAUACUUAACACAGGAUAACCCUGAAAGUGAUAAAUUUCCCAUUAGCACUAGAACACAUACAUAGAGUACCGAAUAAACGGCAGUGUUUACUUGUGAUACAUAAAUUUUAAAAUUAUACGAAAACAUUAUAAAACUGACUAAAGCAAGUAACAAUUUACAUACUAACGUGUAUGUUUCACAACCCUAGUCGUACUGUGAGGAACCAUUUGAUGUUAUUUAAAUGCAAAUAUAUAUUCAAUAAAUGAGAACUUGUCUACAAUU